This is a messenger RNA of Naumovozyma castellii, 813 nucleotides long. RefSeq names its product Pno1p (gene PNO1). The coding region runs from base 1 to 813 and encodes 270 amino acids. Lineage: Eukaryota; Fungi; Ascomycota; Saccharomycetes; Saccharomycetales; Saccharomycetaceae. The record is from RefSeq and is a predicted model, not a curated record. The transcript has a single exon.
AUGGUUGCACCUACUGCUUUGAAGAAAUCUGCAGGUCUACCUGUCUCAAACGCUAGCAUACCUAGCAGAAUUAUAGGUUUAGACAACACUGAAAGAAUAGAAGAAGACGACGAUGAUAUCUUACUAGACCAAGAUAUCCCUGAAGAAAAAGAUACACAUGAUGAUACACAACCCACGCAGAAGAAGGAGGCGAAGGGUGUGGUGCUAGAUGAGGAAGGGAAACCAAGAUUUAGUUCAGCUAAUAAGGCAGAGGGUGCCAAAGUAAAAUUGGAAAGCAGAAAAGUUCCAGUUCCACCACAUAGAAUGACACCACUUAGAAAUAGUUGGACAAAAAUAUAUCCUCCUUUAGUUGAUCAUUUGAAAUUGCAAGUGAGAAUGAACUUAAAGACAAAAUCUGUAGAAUUAAGAACUCAUCCAAAACAUACAACAGAUCCAGGUGCUUUACAGAAGGGUGCAGAUUUCAUAAAGGCCUUUACUUUAGGUUUUGACCUGGAUGAUUCCAUUGCAUUAUUAAGAUUGGAUGAUCUAUAUAUUGAAACAUUUGAAAUCAAGGAUGUGAAAACUUUAACUGGUGAUCAUUUAUCAAGAGCGAUUGGCCGUAUUGCAGGUAAAGACGGUAAGACCAAAUUUGCCAUUGAAAAUGCUACCAGAACAAGAAUUGUGUUGGCAGAUACUAAAAUUCAUAUUCUUGGUGGUUUCACUCAUAUUAGAAUGGCAAGAGAAGCCGUCGUUAGUUUGAUCUUGGGUUCCCCACCAGGGAAAGUCUACGGUAACUUACGUACUGUUGCUUCCAGAUUAAAAGAACGUUAUUAG